Messenger RNA from Bombyx mandarina (wild silkworm), 5698 nucleotides. RefSeq names its product neuromusculin (gene nrm). NCBI's taxonomy places the organism in Eukaryota, Metazoa, Arthropoda, Insecta, Lepidoptera, Bombycidae. The record is from RefSeq and is a predicted model, not a curated record.
CGCGUCAGCACUUGUCGGGGAAACAGCGCGUCUGCGAUGCCGGAUCGAUGGCAAAUCGUGCGGCGAGAUGCACAGCAUCAAAUGGUACAAAGCUGACACCAGAGUCUACGUGUACUCUGCCUCGAAAGACUCCCCCAUCAACCGUCCUGAAGGAGAAAUGGUUAAUAGGAUUUCGAUAGCCCACCAGCCAAACGCGACUUCAGCUGAGCUGGUGAUAAAUGACGUGAAGGCUGAAGACGAGGGGGUCUAUCGAUGCGAGAUCACGUACCUGCAAGUAGGCGAGGACUGUAACACAGUGCAGGUUACCGACUUCCACACUUACAUCAAGCCUAAGGCGGUGGAGCUGAUAACGGGAGAGAGAAAGAUCCUAGUGGACGGUGAGGUCCUCGGACCGCUUCUGGAGCGAACAAAGAUCAACAUCAGCUGUAUCGUGAGAGAAGGAAAACCACAGCCCAAGGUCGUGUGGUACUUCAACGGAAAGGAGAGACUUGACGCCCAGACGCAAACUCCGGACAACAGUACCGUGAUACACACGCUGUCGCUAACGGUGACGAGAGAAGAAAUAGGGGGGAAGCUUCAGUGCACUGUUUCAUCGGCCGCUCUGGACAAUCCAAUUACGAAGAAAAUAUCCCUCAACGUCAAAGUGCCACCGAAUAAGACCUUUAUUUAUGGUGACGAGGAACACGCGACCCACGGCACUCUCCUGACCUUGAUGUGCACAGCUUUGGGCGCAAGACCAGCCGCCACAAUCGAAUGGUUCAAUGGCACUAAGAAACUGAGCCCCGACGAGCAUAACAUACAUCAGCGGCAAAUCGAAAUGACUGAUACGACUUUCAAUACGAUUUCCAAUCUAACGAUCGAAGCAACGCGCUUUGAAAACGGCCAGAAAUUUCACUGCGAGGCUGCCAAUGAGGUCACCAUCGAGACAAAGGAUCAUCCUAUGCACGCCACCAGAGAACUAGAAAUUUGGUAUCCGCCGAUAGUUCGUGUUGAACCGAAAAACAUCACAGUGAUCGAAGGCUCAAAACUGCUCCUCAAAUGUGAAUACGAAAGCAACCCUUCAUCUCUAAGCGCCGUAUUUUGGUUCCGGGAUGGCGAACGAGUCAACGUGAAUGACACAGCACACUACCAAGGGGGCACCACGGAUCAGCACUCGCUCAUCAUCAUGAACGCCAGAGGAGUCGACAUGGGAAACUAUACUUGCCUGCUGACGAAUUCUGUUGGAAACGGCACCAGCGAGGACAACAUCGUCGUCAACGUGCUUUACAAACCCCAAGUUCGCCUAACCAUGAGCUCUCCAAGUCCCAUCUUAGAGACUGACCACAAGAAUGUGACUCUGACAUGCGAGGUAGUCUCCGGGAACCCACCGACGCUGGACGAAGUAAUUUGGUACCUGGAUGGGGAAGUGUUGAAGCAUCUUCCUGACUGUAAUGGAACUGAUGGAGAUGAGAACCUCUGCAACGAGGUGGAUCCAUCGAUGCUGCUUCUACAGGACACCACCAAGAGUUUCCACGGGAAUUACUCCUGUAAGGGCAAGAACUUCGCUGGCUGGGGAGACGUCAGCGAAAAGACCGAGCUGGUGGUCAAUUAUCCACCGGGGCCAGCAAAACUGACAUAUUCACCGUGGCGCGUUAUCAAAGGCAAGAGUCUGGUACUGAGUUGCAGCAUUGAAGAAAAAGGAAGACCAGAGGCCAACAGGUUCAAAUGGCAUCGAGGCGGUAGACUGAUCACCGACAUCGUGUCCCAGAACUGGACCAUAGACCCGGUCACGUUGGACAACAGAACGAACUACUCCUGCCGGGGCGUCAGCAUCGGCGGCAUGGGGGAGCCGGCCACGACCUUUGUGGAUGUCCUCGCCCCGCCGAGCUUCCAGUACGCCAUGAACCAUUACAGCGGAGCUUUAUAUAAAUCUCAGAACAUAUCGCUGUCUUGCACGGUGGAGUGCGCCCCGCCCUGCGGCGUCCAGUGGCUCAAGGACGGCCAGGUCAUCAGCGAGGACAACGAGCGCUACUACGUGGAGGAGACGGCCAUCGCGCCCCAAGCCAACCGGAACGACUUCGAGGCCACGCAGUCCGUGCUGCGCUGGAACAUGUCGGCGUGGCCGGGCGGCGCUCUGGACCGCGCGGCUGACGCGGCCAGCUACACCUGCCGCUCCUCCAGAAACCUGGCUGGGCCCCCGGUCAACAGCACCACCAAGUUUGCAGUCGAAUACGAGCCAGAGAACAUAACGGUGAAUCCGAGCAUCGUCUCCGUGGUGGAGAACGAGGUGCCGGCCAAGGUCGUCUGCUCCGCCAGGGGUUUCCCGACGCCGUCGUACUGGUGGAGGCGCGAGGACGCGACUCGUAGUCGCGCCAAGGCGCAGCGCCCGCCGCUGUCGGCCUCCGGUACGCUGCUGCUGGGCGCCGUGCAGCGCCGCGACGCCGGCCGCUACGUGUGUGAGGCCUACAACCGGCACGGCGCCGUCAGCACCGCCGUGCUGCUAGACGUGCUGUAUAUUCCUGAAUGCGGCAUACAGCAGACCAACAUCGACGGCGAACAGGUGCUGGUCUGCAGCGCCAAGGCCAACCCAGCAGAAGUUUCCUUCAUGUGGAAACUGAAGAAUGAUAACGACAGCCUAACGGAUGAGAAGAUAUGGCAGGCCGGGACCCAGAGCUAUCUGCGGCUCAGUCCUGGUGUGGACGUCUACAGGACCUACCUGUGCUUUGCGAACAACAGCGUGGGCGUCUCCAGGCCCUGCGAGCGAGAUGUCAUGGCCAACUUGGAAAACUUCACUUCGAAAGUUUGGUGGCGCGACCAACAAAAGCUCCUGAUGAUCGGCGGCAUAGCGCUGGCCGCGCUCGUCCUGACCGUGAUCCUGUGCAUCAUCAUAAUAUGCAUAUGCCGGAGGAUGCGCGCCAAAUCCAAAUACAAUAAUCCCGUCGAAUUAGAAGAAAGGGAGAACCCGGACGGUAGCUGUUUGAAUGAAAGCUCUAUAGCUCAGACGAUAAUAUCUCAAGCUCUGCCCGCUCUCUCGCCGCGUUUGAGCUUAUCGUUCAGUCCAAAAUCAUCCGACCGAACUCGCUUGGUAGACCCACAAAAUCGACGCAGCCUUGAGCUCAACAAAUUCGAUACUAACACUAGCAAGCUAGAAUCGACGGUGACUGAAACCGAAGCAGACGAUACUGCACCUAAAACGGAAGACAAUAAACCCGAAACUUCUGUAACGCCAAACAGAUGGCCAUUAAAACCGGGGGUGCUUGUACACGUCAAUUCUAAUCACACCCUCAGCCCCAAAAACCAGACUAGGGUGGCCUCUAACAAUGCCAAAACUGAGUCGAACCUAGGUCUUCUCGAGAGGAAUGCUAACAACAAAACCGCCACCCCUGCAGCUAAGCCUAAACGCCAAAACGUGAUAAGCGAGAUCAUGAGGAACUUGAGAAUCAAGAGUGACAGUUCGGACGACAGCGGCAAGUACAAGAAGAUCAAUAAAAGUAAUAAGCGUGUCAUGUCACUGGCAUUGGGCCGGUCUGGGUACGCGCCGAAAAACAGAUUUAAAUCAUUGUUCCAAAGCGAUUCUCCCAAUGUAGUCGUCACUGAAGGAGUUGUGUCAUUCAAAAGGCCAGUUAAGGCUCACAAAACCGCGCUACCGAUUAGCGAAACGCCCGUAAAUAGACCGGCUAGAAAAAGGAAAAAGCCCGGAGACAGCCCUCCUACGAAUGGCGUAGAUAAUGCCGCGAACGGCAACCUUGGGGCGGAGCACCCGGGUCUCUACGAGAACCUGCCGUUCCACGGUCUACAGCAACCUCCGAACAAGCCCGUGCAAGCCAUCCAGCCGAGGGUAGUUGAUAGGGCACAGAAAGCACCGAAAGACGUCCAGACGCUUCAGAAGCAGCUCACAACGAACCCUUCCUUCGCCCCGCGAGUGGUCUGUCCGCCGUUCGUACAAAACACUCUAUACUCAAUACCGACGAAUGCUCGGCUUCAGUACGGGGUUCCCCUCAUCAGUCCCCUGCCGCAGAUGUACCCGGUACACCAAGUCCUGCUGAACCCGUACCUGCCGUCGAUGCAAGCGUCCUACUUAAAACAUAUCCCGACCAUCGACGAGGAAGCCGACAGGAAAUUCUCUUCCCUAAACACGAGAGCGUCGAGAAAGCCGCCCAGGUUUCAGUCAAUGAGGAUUGUCAGGAAACGUAACAUCGAGAGGUUCUACCCGAACACUGAAUACGGAGAAAACUUUAAUGAGAUCAAUAACAACAAGAGCGGAUCAGAUAACGACAGGGACUCCACCGAAGACAACCUGUAUGAGAACUGUCCCAAUAGCGUGGACUUGAUACCGCAAGAUAAAUACGAAAAUCUAACUGACUCCAUACAAAUAUGCGAAAUAAGCUGCGACGAAAUGAACCUCUCAACUAACACUUUGAGCAGACCGGUUCCAGCUCCGCGGACAAAAAUAUCACCUAUGACGUCACCAGUGAAAAAAGACCACGUCUAUGUAAACCUCUCAAUGCCACUAAUAAACACUAAAUAUACGAGGUCUUUUGACGCCAUUGACGGGCCAAUCAGAGCGUCGCGGUCCGCUGUGGAGCUCUCGGCUAAAGACGAAGAGGGAAGUGACCAAGCUGACACAGAUAACAACGACCAGGAGACAGAUGCUACUAAUGACGAAAAUACAAAGCCCAAUAUAAUAGGUGCUACCCCUAAACGAAACUUGUCAGUUAUACUACCGUCCUCGUCUUUAGUGAAAUCUGUAGUGGACCAACUGAACGAGCAGGGGAUCAAUAAAGUAGGGCUGCCACCGAGGCAAGUGAUAACGCCAAACAAAACGCUGCAAAUACCAAAGUUGGUUGAGAAACCGGUGCCGAAGCGAAGCGUCGUGCGCCGCAGCAGCUCUGUGCAAGGCAACUUGGCUAUGGACACUGAUAAUGGUCAGAACACUAACGUCUUACAACAGCAAUACAUGCAAAAGCGCAAUCACUUUAGCAAUUUAAGUGCGAAAGGGAAGAACAAAAAGAAUUUUCAGAUACCGCUCCAAAAACACCACAGCUUCUGUUACUUCCAACCCAUUAGAGUAGACAAGAGAACGCCGGCAGACAGGUCGUACAACAACACCAUCGGUCCGCUGAUCUAUCAGCCCGCAGACCCUCAGUACUACACGAAAACCUUGAACAGAACACGAGAGAAAAACACCCACAAGUUAAAUCGCCUAAAGAAGUCAGAGAGCCUUAGAGAGAAGCUCUCUUGCGUGGGUCUGUAUGACCCCUGCGACAGGGCGGAGCACCCAGAGCCGGGGCGCGGAGCCCGGCCGCGACCCCCAGGCCCGGGACACACGGCCAACUCAGUGCGGAACAUAAACACUGACUACCCAGGUAGCGACGCGACCAAAGACGAAAAAACAAAGCAUAAGAAGUUAGUCUAUGCCGACCUAGCUCUAGGUAACCACAAUAUGAAGUUCAAAAACACUGUCAAUUCUAACAGGCAUCUGUAUGACACGUAUAGUAUAAGUAGUGCCGAUACUAACAAUGUCACUAACGGUGGCCACAAGCACGCUCCGAGCCAGACAAGGGCAAGCGGCCAGCAGAGGAGUGACUACGCCACUCUAAAAUUUAACGAAAUUGAUGUAUGAGGAGCGCUUUACCAAGAGUGACACGUACAUAUUUUAAAAAAGCCUUACCGGCCCGAGGACCAGUUCAUCUACGCCGACGCCGACCUCAAGGACUAC